GUUAACUUGUACUAUUUGUAUUUGUAAAACAUUUUUAACCUCUUAAUUGUAUACAAGAAGUCAUGUUCUAACUGGACUGUGCUACACCACUCUCCAGCCAAUAAAUAGUGGCAAAUUAAUGUUAUUUGGCCGUAAGAACUAUAACACAGACCGAGAAUGCGUCUUGAAAGCCAAAAUAACCAUGAAGCCAAGGUGAUGAGUGUUUUUUUUUUACAGAGACUGGAAGCAGGUCUCUGAUUUUGGCAGAAUCCUGAAGUGUCCCUCCCCCCUGUGAGCUGGUGCCAGCUUCUUCACCCCUCCCCUGCACCCACUGCGCGCCCUGCGCCCCUGGCUGCUAGCCAGACGCAUACCACUUGAGAGCUCCUAAUAUAGACCCAACCGCUUCAUAGGAAAGGGUAAAGAACCAAGCGGAGUCUCAGACAGUUCAGGUUUGCUGCUUCGAGAACAACUUUUUCAUGGACACAGCAGAAUCAUGGAGCCUCCUUCACAGGUGUCAUUCCCAGAGAAGAAGAAGGAAAUACAGAAACAAGAUGCUGAUGCCACAGUCUACAUGAAUUUCAUGAAGAGUCAUCGCUGCUACGAUGCCAUUCCAACCAGCUGUAAACUGGUCAUAUUUGAUACCACACUACAAGUGAAAAAGGCCUUUUUUGCACUGGUGGCAAAUGGCUUGAGGGCUGCGCCUCUAUGGGACAGCAAGCUACAGAGAUUUGUGGGCAUGCUGACAAUUACAGAUUUCAUCAACAUCCUCCAUUGCUAUUACAAGUCCCCUAUGGUUCAAAUGUAUGAGCUGGAGAGCCACAAGAUUGAGACAUGGAGAGGUGAUUCAUUUCAAAAUGUCUACUUAAAGUAUUCCAAUCACUUCCUCAUUAGUAUUUCUCCAGAGGCCAGCCUCUUUGAUGCCAUCUAUUCCUUACUCAAAUAUAAGAUCCACAGGCUGCCUGUCAUCGAUCCGGCGUCUGGGAAUGUCCUGCACAUUUUGACCCACAAAAGAAUCCUCAAGUUCCUCCAUAUAUUUGGAAAAAAGAUUCCCAAGCCCCCGUUUGUUCGGAAGCAGAUCCAGGAACUCGGGAUUGGAACGUUCAGGAAUAUCGCCACCGUUCAGGAAACAGCAUCACUUUAUGAUGCCCUCUCUAUAUUUGUGGAAAGGCGGGUGUCUGCACUGCCGGUGGUGAAUGAACAAGGCAAAGUGGUGGCUCUCUACUCAAGAUUUGAUGUGAUUAAUCUAGCAGCUCAGAAGACUUACAACAAUCUGGACAUGACUAUGCAGGAAGCCAUUCGCAGGCGCACAUGUUUUAUGGAGGGAGUCAUCAAGUGCUAUCCUGAUGAAACCUUGGAGACUAUUAUAGACCGCAUUGUCAAAGCUGAGGUCCAUCGGCUGGUCCUGGUGGACAGGGCUGAUGUGGUGAGGGGCAUCAUCUCUCUGUCUGACCUGCUGCAGGCCAUGGUCUUAACCCCUGCAGGUAUUGAUGCCCUUUUGUCCUAGCACCCAGGGGACGGGGGGUCCCAUUCCCUCCUUUACCACCUGAAUAGGGCUUGAGUCCUAGUCAUGUUCCCAGGCAGAAAUCGCUAUGUGUUCCAAAUGAGAGAUCACAAGAGGUAGAAAAAUUCCCUCCCUGUGCUGUUGUUUACAAGAUGUCCUCUGUGAUCUGUGUGAAAUUCAAGCAACAAUAAUGGAUGAUUAGCUGACCUUGAUAUUGUGAUGUAUCUCUGUGGGUCACUAUAUUGGCUGCAUUUGAUCAAAUUGAUCAAUAUACGUUUUCUCAAUAUGAUAAAUUUCUGUAUUAAACAUUUCUACCAAAACUUG
This is a messenger RNA of Lates calcarifer (barramundi perch), 1804 nucleotides long. RefSeq names its product protein kinase, AMP-activated, gamma 3a non-catalytic subunit (gene prkag3a). NCBI's taxonomy places the organism in Eukaryota, Metazoa, Chordata, Actinopteri, Centropomidae. The transcript is spliced from 13 exons. The coding region runs from base 473 to 1483 and encodes 336 amino acids. The record is from RefSeq and is a predicted model, not a curated record.